This is a messenger RNA of Pedinophyceae sp. YPF-701, 1512 nucleotides long. NCBI's taxonomy places the organism in Eukaryota, Viridiplantae, Chlorophyta, Pedinophyceae. The record is from the annotation of a GenBank genome assembly.
AUGUCGGAGUCCGCGGCCCGCGCCGUGAGCGCCGUCCGCGCCCUGGCGGCGAGCGAGGUGCUGGACUUGGAGGCCCUCACGCGGCUCUUCCUGUCCGCGCACGGCCGCCUGGUGGCGGAGUGCCUGCUCGUCGUCGCCGUCCUCUACCUCCUCCUCGUCCCGCGGUUCCGGUACACGCGCCGUGACGACGUCCCGCUCACUGAAGCGGAGAUCGACCAGCUCUGCGCGGAGUGGCAGCCUCAGCCCCUCGCUCCGCCCCCCGUAGACGGCGAAACAGGUCGCCCCGAUGACGACGGAGCCGACGCGGCGCCUUUGGUGUCGAGCCCGCCGCUGCGCACCGUGAUAGCGAACGGAAGGGAAACCCUCAACUUUGGGUCGGCCAAUUUCCUCAUGGCGGGCGGAGACGCCUCGAUCACAGAGCGCUGCAUAGCGACGAUAUCCAAGUACGGCACCGGCGCGUGCGGCCCGCGCGGCUUCUACGGCACCAUCGACGUCCACUUGGAGCUCGAGGGCCGCCUGGCGGCCUUCCUGGGCCAGGAGGCGUGCGCCAUCUACUCGUACGACGUCGCGACGCCGGCGUCUGUGAUCCCCGCGUUCGCCCGGCGCGGCGACGUGAUCAUGAUCGACGAGUCGUGCUCCUGGGCCAUCCAGCAGGGCUGCGCGCUCUCCCGGGCCACUGUGGUCAGGUAUAAACACAACGACGCCGGGGACCUCGAGGCGCGCAUGGCGGACGUAGAGCGGCAGCGCCGGCGGCGCGGCGCGCCGCUCACGCGCCGCUUCGUCAUCGCCGAGGGCAUCAACGCUUGCGACGGCACACUCGCGCCUCUCCCGGAGAUCGUGCGCGUCAAGGACGCGAACAAAUACCGCCUGAUAGUCGACGAAUCGCUCUCCCUCGGGGUCCUCGGCGCGGCGGGCCGCGGCGCGCUCGAGCACUGGGGCCUGUCGUGCGACGACGCCACGGCGGUGGUGGGAUCCAUGGGCACCGCGCUGGGCAGCAUGGGGGGGUUCUGCGUCGGCAAGUGGGAGGUCGUUGACCACCAGCGCAUCAACGCGUCCGGGUACGUCUUCAGCGCCGCGCUGCCGCCGUUCCUCGCCACGGCGGCGAUCGGCGCUCUGGACCUGCUCGAGUCGCCGGAGGGGCCGGCGCGCGCGGCGGCGGCGCGCGCCAAUGCGCAGCGGAUGCGGUCGCUGCUGCGGAGGGCGGGGGGCGCGCCCGGGCUGCGCGUGGUGGGAGGGAAGCACGACGACAACUCGCCGGUGGUGCACCUCGUGUUGGAUCCGCCCGCGGGGACACCGGGCGAGGCGCACGAGAGGCUGACGGCGGUGCGGGACGGGUGUCUGAAGGAGGGGGUGCUGGUGGCUGUUGCGCGGCGGUCGCGGAUCGAUGCGGCGGUGGCGGCGCCGUCGCUCAAGGUGAUGCCGUUGAGCGGGCACAGCGAUGCUGACCUGCAGCAGUGCGCGGAGGUGCUGGCGCAGGCAGCGCGCGACGCGCUGGCGUCGAAGGCCGCGUGA